AUGUGGGCAACUGCAACUGGAGAAAGGUGGACUGUGGUUCAGUCCAGUUCAGUCCUAUGUAUAUGUAGACUGGACCUGCAAACACUAAUUACUCUGAACUUUGGACCUGCAGCAUUACAGUACAGUUUUACACAGAAGGAACAAUGGGAGACAUCAGUCAGAGUGGUGCCUAAGAAUUGA
Laccaria bicolor S238N-H82 is the source of this 180-nucleotide messenger RNA. RefSeq lists its product as uncharacterized. The record is from RefSeq and is a predicted model, not a curated record. The coding region runs from base 1 to 180 and encodes 59 amino acids. The transcript has 2 exons. Lineage: Eukaryota; Fungi; Basidiomycota; Agaricomycetes; Agaricales; Hydnangiaceae.